This is a messenger RNA of Mesoplodon densirostris (Blainville's beaked whale), 1957 nucleotides long. It is a transcript of the gene SAP30BP, whose product is annotated as SAP30 binding protein. Lineage: Eukaryota; Metazoa; Chordata; Mammalia; Artiodactyla; Ziphiidae. The coding region runs from base 34 to 960 and encodes 308 amino acids. The record is from RefSeq and is a predicted model, not a curated record. Gene Ontology annotation, biological process: regulation of DNA-templated transcription. The transcript is spliced from 11 exons. Gene Ontology annotation, cellular component: nucleus.
UAGGAGUGAGCCACGCCGGGCCUGUGGGAAAAGAUGGCGGGGAAGAAGAAUGUUCUGUCGUCUUUGGCAGUUUACGCGGAAGAUUCAGAGCCCGAGUCUGACGGCGAGGCAGGAGUUGAAACGGCGGGCGGCGCAGCUGAGGAGAAAGGCGGAUUGGUAUCUGAAGCCUAUGGAGAGGAUGAUUUUUCUCGCCUCGGGGGUGAUGAAGAUGGCUAUGAAGAAGAGGAGGAUGAGAAUAGCAAACAGUCGGAAGAUGACGAUUCAGAGACUGAAAAACCUGAGGCUGAUGACCCAAAGGAUAACCCAGACGUAGAAAAGCGAGACCCCCAGGAAUUAGUUGCCUCCUUUUCUGAAAGAGUCCGGAACAUGUCACCUGAUGAGAUCAAGAUCCCGCCGGAGCCCCCCGGCAGGUGCUCAAAUCACUUACAGGACAAGAUCCAGAAGCUUUAUGAGCGGAAGAUCAAGGAGGGAAUGGAUAUGAACUACAUUAUCCAAAGGAAGAAGGAAUUUCGGAAUCCCAGCAUCUAUGAGAAGCUCAUCCAGUUCUGUGCGAUUGAUGAGCUCGGCACCAACUACCCGAAGGAUAUGUUUGAUCCCCAUGGCUGGUCCGAAGACUCCUACUAUGAGGCAUUAGCCAAAGCCCAGAAGAUUGAAAUGGAUAAAUUGGAAAAGGCCAAAAAGGAGCGAACCAAAAUAGAGUUUGUGACGGGCACCAAGAAAGGGACCACGACCAACGCCGCGGCCGCCACCACUGCCACGGCCAGCACAGCUGUUGCAGACGCCCAGAAGAGAAAGAGCAAGUGGGACUCAGCCAUCCCAGUGACGACGAUCGCCCAGCCCCCCAUCCUCACCACCACGGCCACCCUCCCCGCCGUCGUCACAGUGACCACCAGUGCCAGCGGCUCCAAGACCACCGUUAUCUCUGCCGUGGGCACCAUCGUGAAAAAGGCCAAGCAGUGACCUGAGGGACCAGCUCGGGGUGGCUCGGACAUUCUCCUUUCCGUCAAGGGGAGGAGCCACUCUGGGACUUGACGAGACUGUGCAGCCCGGUGACCUGUGCCCGCUGGGAGGCGCCACUUGGUAUAUUUCAGGACUGGGACCUGCUCCCCGGGUGCCACCCCGAGAGGAGACUCCAUGCAGCCUUCCAGCUGGAAGAGACGUUGCUGCAGCAGAGUGGGGCACUGUGGACGCUGUCCUCCACGCUGUGGGGUCUGCCGCCCUAGUGAAAGCGCUGUGUCCUUACAUCUCAGCAUCUCGGAUGCACUGGCCUCUACUACAGUCUGUUUUCAGGCAGACGUGAAAGCUCAAGUGUCCUCCCCAUCUUCUUGGUUGGGAUUGUCAGGGUUGACAGUGGGAUGAACAGAGCCUGUGGUGCCACUCAGAGAAGGUGGCCCAGGAAGUCACUGUCGUCAUUCCCAUGGGCGGGCAGGGUCCAGAGAGCAGGGGAGGCCCCAGUUCCCACUGUCAGCUGCCCUGACCCUGCAGCUCAGCCAGUCCUCAGGCAGGAGCCCAGACCUCUACUCCCUUGGGGGCAGUUGAGCCCUCCUCGGACCACUUCUUGGACACACCCCAGCUUUUAAAGUCAAGCCAGUGACCAGGAGGGCUGGGGUUGAGCCCCAGCCCAUGCAGGGAGGGGGCGAGGUGUGGGCAGGCCCAGUGUGGGGAGAUGAGUCACCUCCUGGCACGGCUGGGCAGCCGCUCAUUGUUUACGUGAAACCCGGCUCCUGGGAGGCUCCCGCCACCCCACCCUUCCUGUCCGGGUUAUCUCUGCCCCACAGCAGCACCUGGGCAGCGCCAGUGGCCGCCAGGCUCCUUUUGGGGCCAAAACAGAUUUCCCCGCCGCUGCCAGGCCUGGAGUCUGAGGCCGGAGAGAACGGGUCUGCCUUUCCUGCUCUCUGGCAGCUCUCCUCCAGCGGGAGGGCUGCGCGUUCAGAGAAGGAAGCGGGGCUGUGAAGAG